Rhineura floridana is the source of this 1768-nucleotide messenger RNA. It is a transcript of the gene TH, whose product is annotated as tyrosine hydroxylase. Bases 1 to 1506 code for a protein of 501 amino acids. Gene Ontology annotation, biological process: dopamine biosynthetic process from tyrosine. The transcript has 13 exons. Gene Ontology annotation, molecular function: iron ion binding; tyrosine 3-monooxygenase activity. Gene Ontology annotation, cellular component: cytoplasm; axon; perikaryon. Lineage: Eukaryota; Metazoa; Chordata; Lepidosauria; Squamata; Rhineuridae. The record is from RefSeq and is a predicted model, not a curated record.
AUGCCAACCCCAAACUCCUCCACUUCUUUGGCCAAAGGCUUCCGGCGGGCAGUGUCGGAGCUGGACUCCAAGCAAGCCGAAGCCAUCAUGGUAAGAUCUCAGUCCCCACAAUUCAUUGGCAGACGACAGAGUCUCAUAGAAGAUGCCAGAAAGGAGAGAGAAGCUGCGGCUGUGGCUGCAGCUGCAGCUGCUGCCUCUGAGGCUGCUGAAUCAACUGAAACCAUCGUCUUCGAAGAGAAAGAUGGGAUGGCUAUGUUAAACCUUUUAUUCACACUCAAAGAAGCGAAGACUUCACUGCCAUCCCGUGCCCUAAAAGUAUUUGAGACAUUUGAAGCCAAAAUUCAUCAUCUAGAAACAAGGCCCAGCAAGAAACUACAAGAGGGCUCUGCUGAUCUGGAAUACUUUGUGCGAUGUGAACUCCACAGCUCUGAUCUGAGCACCCUCAUCAGUUCUCUCAAAAGGGUUUCAGAAGAUGUAAGGAGCACAAAAGAAGACAAGUUUCAUUGGUUUCCAAGAAAAAUCUCCGAGCUAGACAGAUGUCACCAUUUGGUCACCAAAUUUGACCCUGAUUUGGAUCUGGAUCACCCGGGAUUCUCUGAUCAAGUAUAUCGGCAACGGAGGAAAAUGAUAGCAGAAAUUGCCUUCCACUAUAAGCAUGGUGACCCAAUUCCUCGAGUGGAAUACACAGCAGAGGAGAUUACAACCUGGCGGGAGGUGUACAGUACACUGAAGAGUCUCUAUCCCACCCAUGCCUGCAAAGAACACCUGGAUGCCUUCCAUUUAUUGGAGAGAUACAGUGGUUACAGUGAAAAUAAUAUCCCUCAACUGGAGGAUGUCUCCCACUUUCUAAAAGAGAGAACUGGGUUCCAGCUCCGACCUGUAGCUGGCCUUCUAUCUGCUCGCGACUUCCUAGCCAGCUUGGCCUUCAGGGUGUUUCAAUGUACACAGUAUAUCCGCCACGCCUCUUCUCCCAUGCACUCUCCAGAGCCGGACUGUUGCCAUGAACUUCUGGGGCAUGUACCGAUGUUGGCAGACAAGACAUUUGCACAAUUCUCCCAGGACAUUGGACUUGCAUCUUUGGGAGCAACUGAUGAGGAGAUUGAAAAACUUGCAACACUUUAUUGGUUCACAGUGGAGUUUGGGCUCUGUAAACAGAAUGGAAUCAUCAAAGCCUACGGAGCUGGGCUCCUCUCUUCUUAUGGGGAGCUAAUACACUCUUUGUCGGAUGAGCCAGAGCUACGGGACUUUGACCCUGAUUCUACUGCUGUGCAGCCCUAUCAAGAUCAGGCUUAUCAGCCAGUUUAUUUUGUAUCAGAGAGCUUCAGUGAUGCCAAAGCUAAACUCAGGGCCUACGCAGCACAUAUCAAGCGCCCAUUUUCUGUGAAGUAUGACCCAUACACAUAUAGUAUUGAGCUUCUGGACAACCCACAGAAGAUUCACCAGUCCCUGGAGACUGUGCGCGAUGAGCUUCACUCAUUAAUUGAUGCACUCAAUAUUAUCAGCUAACACAAAUAUUCUGCCUUCAUGCCAAUGCCUAUUCCUGCAAUUGCCAAAUUGGCUUCCAUUUGGGCCAAUAAGGUUUGUUUUAGGGGUUUUGUUGCUCUCCAUUGCCAUAGUAAUGGUAGUGGUUUGUGUUGCCAUAUGCCAGAGGGGAGAGGCAUAUUGAGUGACAAGUUAGAUUGAAAAAAGCAUUAAGGAAACUUAAGAGCCUUUUUUACUACCUUUAAGGGAAAUAUGGAUCAGGCAAAAACAGUGUCAUGGUACAACA